This is a messenger RNA of Brassica rapa (field mustard), 782 nucleotides long. Its product is annotated as B3 domain-containing protein REM2-like. Gene Ontology annotation, molecular function: DNA binding. Lineage: Eukaryota; Viridiplantae; Streptophyta; Magnoliopsida; Brassicales; Brassicaceae. The record is from RefSeq and is a predicted model, not a curated record.
UGAUCUUCGAAUCGGUGACAUUGUCAUCUUCAAACACGAAGGAGACAUGGUCUUUCAUGUGACACCUUUUGGUCCUAGCUGUUGUGACAUUCAGUAUACACAUCCUCACAUCGUUAAGGAAGAAGCCGACGCGGAUGAUGCUCCUACUUUCUCAUACGACUACUGCUUCUUGGCUGAGGUUACUGCUACAAAUCAAAAGGACGACAAAAUGUUUCUUCCUGUGGAAGCUAUGAGGUGUGGUGCUUUGAACCAACAAUGCAAAGAGGUCAAACUUGUCAACAAGGAGGGAAAGUCAUGGACUGCGCGCUUCGGAUUUAGCGAAUCAGACGGCGCAUAUUACAUCAACAGAGGGUGGAGAAAGUUCUGUCGUGAUAACAGAUGCACCAUCGGAGAUUUGUUUGUGUUCAACGUGGUUGGAGACGGGACGACAACUCCAUUACUGUGUGUAUGUCCGGAAAGGAAGGAGUGUACUGAACUACUGAUCAAGCACUUCAGCAGAAUCGAUGGUAAGUCUUCUCAUUUGACUUGUUUGUGUUGUCUAUAACUUCAAUGUUACUACUUUGCUUCUGCGUUAACUUGUGUUCUCUUCUUCUACAGGUAGCAUUGCUUCUACCUCACGAAAUUAGAUGGCUCUUUUGCGGUCUUUCCUCUCUAUCAUCUGAACUUGUUUCUUUUUGUUUCAUUAGCAACUUAUCAACUUAUGUAUUUCGGUUUGUAAAACUUGAAUGGUUUUUCUAUGUGAACUUUUAUCCUAAGUUAAACAUUCUCGAACUUAAUUGCUU